GUUGACUCCUAUGAUGUGACUGUGGAAGAAGACCUUGGAGAAAUUCAGCUAAUAAAAAUUGAGAAGCGAAAAUAUUGGUACCAGGAUGACUGGUACCUUAAGUAUAUCACUGUAAAAACGCCACUGGGUGACUAUUUGGAGUUCCCGUGUUACCGUUGGAUUACAGAUGAAAAAGAGGUUGUCCUUCGAGAUGGAAGAGCAAAGCUCCCCCGGGAUGACAAGACCCAGAUUCUCAAGCAGCACAGACGCAAAGAGCUCGAGACCCGUCAAAAAACGUACCGCUGGAAGGAGUGGCAUCCAGGCUUUCCCCUGAGCAUCGAUGCCCAUUCUCACAGUGAUCUGCCUCGUGACAUCCAGUUUGACAAUGAGAAAGGAAUUGACUUCAUUCUGAACUACUCUAAAGCGAUGGAGAAUCUUUAUGUCAACCGUUUCAUGCACAUGUUCCAGUCUUCCUGGAGUGAUUUUGCAGAUUUUGAGAGGAUCUUUGUCAGAAUCAGCAACACAAUCUCUGAAUACGUGAUGCAGCACUGGAAGGAAGAUUUUAUGUUUGGCUACCAGUUCCUGAAUGGAUGCAAUCCUGUGCUGAUCCGGAGAUGCACAGAGAUACCCAAGAAGUUGCCUGUGACUAUGGAUAUGGUAGAGUGCAGUCUGGAGAGGAACCUGACCCUGGAGGAGGAAGUGAAGCAAGGAAACAUUUUCAUUGUGGACUACGAGCUGCUGGAUGGUGUGGAUGCCAACAAAACAGACCCGUGCACCAUACAGUACUUGGCUGCACCCAUCUGUCUGCUGUAUAAGAAUCUGGAGAAUAAAAUUGUACCCAUUGCAAUCCAGCUUGGUCAAAAGCCUGGGCCAGACAAUCCCAUAUUCCUUCCUUCAGAUGCCACAUAUGACUGGCUGCUAGCUAAAAUUUGGGUUCGUUCAUCUGAUUUCCACAUCCACCAGACAGUGACCCAUCUCUUACGGACACACUUAGUCUCGGAGGUAUUCAGCAUAGCUAUGUUCCGGCAGCUGCCUGCUGUGCAUCCCCUCUUCAAGCUCUUGGUGCCACACAUGCGGUUCACAAUAGCCAUCAAUACCAAAGCCCGAGAACAGCUUAUCUGUGAAUGUGGCCUUUUUGACAAGGCAAAUGCUACAGGCGGAGGAGGACAUGUACAAAUGGUGCAGAAAGCAAUGAAGGAUCUGACUUAUAGCUCCCUUUGCUUCCCUGAGGAGAUCAAAGCUAAAGGGAUGGACAGCAAAGAGGAUAUCCCCUACUACUAUUACCGGGAUGAUGGCAUUAAAGUCUGGGAGUCUAUAAAGAGUUUUGCAGAGGAUGUGAUUCACAUCUACUAUGAGAGCGACGAGGUGGUGUGUGAGGAUGUGGAGCUCCAGGCCUUCAUCAAAGACAUUUACGUCUAUGGGAUGAGGGGCGUGAAGGCUUCAGGGUUUCCUAAGAUGAUCAGGACACGAGAGAAGCUAGCAGAAUAUCUCACGGUGAUAAUAUUCACCACAUCGGCCCAGCAUGCAGCUGUGAAUUUUGGUCAGUAUGACUGGUGUUCCUGGAUUCCCAAUGCCCCACCAACAAUGCGCCGCCCUCCUCCAACAGAAAAGGGGACCGUCACCAUCGAGCAAAUUGUGGAGAGUCUGCCAGACAGGGGACGUUCUUGUUGGCAUCUUGGAGCUGUCUGGGCCUUGAGCCAAUUCCAGGACAAUGAACUGUUUCUGGGCAUGUACCCAGAUGAACACUUCGUGGAGAAGCCGGUGAAAGAGGCUAUGGCAAAAUUCCGCAAGAAUCUGGAUGAGAUCGUCAGUGCCAUCGCCGAGCGCAACAAGAACAAAAAGCUUCCUUACUACUACCUUUCCCCAGAUCGCAUUCCCAACAGUGUUGCUGUUUGAGCAGAUAGCCCGGAGAGUUUGGAGGCGUGUAAAGCUAAUGAUCUUUCCUGUUACAUAUGCUUCUUUUCAAUGAGCUUUCAGAAAUGGAUAAAAUAAGAAACCACCCUCUCCAUUAGAGCUGACCUAUAGUCUAUUUGGACUUUCAAAACAAAUUUGAUUAUGACUGAUCUGGCAGACAUAGUCUAGUUGACAAUCCUCUAGGUCAACUUUGUUACAAGUUUAU
Fulmarus glacialis (Northern fulmar) is the source of this 2098-nucleotide messenger RNA. It is a transcript of the gene ALOX5, whose product is annotated as arachidonate 5-lipoxygenase. Gene Ontology annotation, molecular function: protein binding; iron ion binding; arachidonate 5-lipoxygenase activity. The record is from RefSeq and is a predicted model, not a curated record. The transcript has 13 exons. Gene Ontology annotation, cellular component: nuclear envelope. Gene Ontology annotation, biological process: lipid oxidation; linoleic acid metabolic process. Lineage: Eukaryota; Metazoa; Chordata; Aves; Procellariiformes; Procellariidae. The annotation marks the transcript as partial.